This is a messenger RNA of Vespa velutina, 5272 nucleotides long. RefSeq lists its product as uncharacterized. NCBI's taxonomy places the organism in Eukaryota, Metazoa, Arthropoda, Insecta, Hymenoptera, Vespidae. The coding region runs from base 159 to 1970 and encodes 603 amino acids. The transcript is spliced from 7 exons. The record is from RefSeq and is a predicted model, not a curated record.
CUCUUACUUUCCCUCUCUCUCUCUCUCUCUCUCUCUCUCUCUCUUUAUCUUUCACUCUCACGUCCCAUUUUUUAUUUCUCUUCGUUGGUGGGUGUCACUCAUCGAUUCGUACCGAGAGUGUAGUUCGCUCUCUCACCAGGGACGGUCGAUGAAAGAGAAUGAAGGGAAUCAGUGACAAGAGGAAAGAGGAUGACGCUCAUAGGACAUUUGUACAAAACGAACGCCCUUCAUUCGGACGAUUUCGCUCUUUAAACAGCUGUUCGAGCAUGGGUGUCCGACGAUCAGGCUCCGGCGGGAGUCGAGGGAACGCAGGGAUAUUGAAGGAAAGGGCAAACAUGUCCUUCAUGCUGGUAGUCAUGUUCUUCGCCGUUUUCGGUUUGAUCGUUCUCACAGAAAUAUUCCUGAUCGACGAAAGACGCGGUGUAAAUCUGAGCGGUACAGGUGCAUUAGGUGGUCACAGAAAUGGACAUCGUUUGCCGGCGGCACCAGAUCGUCCAGAUUACGGAGAAAUCGGAGCUGAAGACUAUGUCGGCUUAAAGGGUACCUUCGACGAUCAUAUCGGUUUAUUGGUUCACGGUGAGGAAGGCGGACAGAAGGCAGCGAUUCACGCAGAUCCGAGGAUCCUACCAAGCUUACCGCCUAGUUUGGAAGCUCGUUUACCGCAAUUAGACCAAAGCUUGAGGGUUACGCAUGCCGAAUGGUUACCAGUUACCAAUACCAGAUUUAAAUUCUUCGUUUAUUCGGCAUAUUACGAUGAUAGAGUAGCUGGUAACAGUGCAUCUGGAAACGUUAAUAAGGGAAUAGUACGAGUAAUAAGUGCAACGAAAACUCGAGGUCCGGAACGAGUAUGGUGCAGACUUUGGUAUCGUCAACAAAACAGUGGAAAUGUAACAGCCUCGGUAACGGUUGCUGCUAAAGUGAAGGUGAUCAGAGAAAAUUGGAAUUUGAAAUAUAGCGCCUGCUUCGUUAUCUGCCCUUUACCAAAGGAAUCGAUCAUGGCUGACAGUAUACCGGAAGCCGUUAGCGUCGUAGCUAGAUUAAGAGCGUCUCCAACCAAUCGAAUCCUCGUUUUGAAUCGACCUGAGGAUAGGUUGAAGGACAGAGAACCAUUAGCAGUAUGCGUGAAACCUUUGCAUUACGAUUAUAAUCGGGUAUUGCAAUUGGUAGAAUUUAUCGAGCUCUACAGAUUACUUGGUGCAACUCACGUUACUCUUUAUAACGAUACCGUUGGUUCCGAAGCUGAUUGUGCCCUCAAGUAUUACGAGAAUAAAGGUCUGGUAACUAUAUUACCUUGGCACCGUUUGGACAUGAUUUCUCAGCGAGAAAUACGAACGGAAGGACUUUUCGCGGCUUUGAACGAUUGUCUUUAUCGGUCCAUGUAUAAGUAUGAAUACGUAGCGCUUGUCGAUCUCGAUGAGUUCAUCAUACCACGUCACAAUGACACCAUAGUCGAUCUUAUAAGAUGGAUGAGCAGUCGUAUAAAUACCAAAUCAACGGGAGCAUAUUCCUUCCAAAAUGCAUUUUUUUAUUUACAAUGGGCGGAUGAUCCGUUCGUAGUUAUGAGCAGGACACCAACCGAAGCUGGGUUGAUCACGUUAAGAAAAACUAGACGAAGAAGUAAGUUACAUCCGCACAAGCAACGAUCGAAAUAUGUUUGCAAGCCUCAGGGAGUCGUUGAAGCUGGCAAUCAUUUCGUUUGGGAAUUCAUACCUGGACAUGGUACAUUGAACAUGCCUUUGGACGCUGCUAUAUUACAUCAUUAUCGAGUAUGCGAGUUUGGUGGGGAUGAUUGCAUAAAAACACCUUCGGUGGUUGACAGAACGGCCUACAAAUACAGGGAUAGGCUAGCAAAUAAUGCCGAUAGAACUUGGAUGGAGCUUAGUAAUGAAUGUACCUUGCCCGAAUUGGAUCCCGUGCCAAUAAUGACGCCACGAAUAAAAACUAGCCCACUGGGGAAGUCAGUUAGGUAGCGAAAGACUAUCGUUGAAGUCCCAUGGGACAUUAGGAAUUUUACCGGCACGCCGAGGGUCGCCAGGACCUAUUUUUACAAUUAUGGUAACCCUUGAUCGAUCGAUUAACAAAGUCGACGAAUCUUUCGUGGGAGAGAUGUCUGAUCAGAUUUCAUCAGGGUAAUCGUAAAUACACGUUUUUACUCUGUUGGUUUACAUACAUACGUCCGGAAGCUCAAAAUUCAUUCUUCCGUGUUGGAUUCACGUUCGAAGAAUUCAUUAAAUAUAUCCAUGAUAAUACUGAUCGGAGUUAUUGGGUUGGAGAUAACCGAGAAUGUUAUCGCCAGAUCGACGUUGCCUUCGUUGAUCGAGGUCCGAUCGAAGAAUUCGAAUUCGUUCGUUUCGCGAGAUUAAACAUACAGGGGUGUUCAUCCGGUAAAAAGUGGAUCAACAAUAUUUUUCUACGUGGACUCAAAAAAACCGGGUCACCCCAUAUGUCGUCUCGCGUUUAUUUUAUUAUCUAACGUUUGAUUAUUUGUUCUUGAAGCUUUUUUUUCAUCGUUUUUUUUUUAUUUCCUUACAUCUCUAUGCGCGCUUUCGGAACGUUUUAUCGAGUUUACACCGGCGGCAAUCAGGAUUCUACUUUUUUUUCUUUCUUACUUUCUUUCUUUUUUUCUUUUUUCUUUACUUUUAUGGAUCCAAUACUUUCUGUCUAUCGUUUUGAAAUUAUUAUUAGCAAGCAAACGAAGAUUUACUCGAUAGACUGCAUUGAAAGUUAAACAUGUCAUCGCUUAACCAAACUGCAUUCAAAUAACACUUUCAGCCUCUCUAAAUGUUGCACAAUAAAUACAGUAAAUAUAUUCAAAGUUAGAAAAAGUAUCGAUAAUAGUACAUAAAAUGUUCUCGAACGAGUCGGUUUUUAUUUUCACUGUAUUUCUAUCUCUACGUUAGAUAGAAAGUAUGAUGAUCCAAAAUAUGCGAUAGUAAAUGUCAAUAAUAAUCUGCUGCCUAUUAGGCCUUUAACAUAUAUCGUACAGCUAAUAUUAUUUUUUCGUUGGACAUACAAGCUAUACUAUUAAUUAAUUUAAAUAUCCAUGAGAUUAAUUAUUUCAACAAAUGCUGCCAUUUAAGAUUAUUAUCGCAGAACAUUACUCGAUUACUGUUAACUAUUUGCUGAUGUUGUUGCUGCUGAUAAUGAAUUAUAUCGUUGUAGAGAGAAAAAUAUCUCCUUUAACAGAAGACUGUUAAUUCGCUAGUCAUGGCCUAAUUUUUUCGGUCUAAGGUCUUUUAACCACAUUGGCAAUAAACCAAUACACCAGCUCAACAUUUUCAAGGUCCUUUUCUCGUUUCGAUAAUUAUCAAUUAUUCCUUUGAUUUGAUCAUGAACAAAAAAAAAAAAAAAAAAAGGAAAAAAUAUUUCAAAUGUACUUCGAAAUUUUUUUUUUAUCAUCUCAUUUGAUCGUUUCAUUGUGAUCAAUUUUAUACCAUAAUGACAAACGUUGAAAGAUUACCGUGAAUAUAGAUCAUGAAGAUUAUAAGUUUCGCUCGUUUCUUUGGUCAGAAUAUCCUGUUCUGUCAUUCUUUCUUUUUUUUUUUAUUUUUUUUUAUUUUUUUUUUUUAUUUUUUCUAACGAGCGCACUCAAAAUCCGCACAACGUGUUUAAACGAACUCCCUAUGCAUAUCCAUAGGAACAAUAUCUGACGUAGACGUAGUUAAUGUAUGUACAAUGUGUACUUAGAAAUUCUUAAUAUUAAAGACCCAAUAGGAGAGUAUUAUAGAAAAGAAUAAUAACGAUUUAUCGCUAAUUAUUUAUAUCUCGGCAUUGUUCAUUAUCAAUGAAUGCAUUGCUCGUCGAACGAUCAUAAACGGACAUUAUUAUCAUUACUAUUAUUAUUAUUAUUAUUAUUAUUAUCAAUUUUUUAUUAUUAUUAUUAUUAUUAUUACUAUCAUCAUUAUCAGUAUUAUUAUCAUUGAAAAUCAUGCGAAUUUUUUGCCUAUAUUCUACGCUAUAUGUAAUAUCUAUGGAAUAGGUGUACGAUGGUACUUAUCCUUUUCUAUUUUUUUUCUUUUUUUUUUUCUUUUUAUAAAACACACCAAAUAAAGCUAAAGAAAAUUACCGAUCAGAGUAACGAUUCUGUUGAUACUGUUGAAUCAUCGAGAUUAAAAUUGUUUUCAAUUAAAAAUCUUCGUCGGAAUGAUCGACCUUGCUGACGGAUCGUUUAUCUUGAGCAACCUUGCGAUCAAAAUUUCCUAUGUCCGUUCCUCUCACAGAAUUUAAAAGAUCAUCGUCGUCCUCGUCGUCAUCGUCAUCGAGAUCUCCAUCGAUAAGUAGAUCGCUGUCGCUAUCGAGCGAGCCAGCACUAUCAUUAGAUUCCAAAAUCGUUCCUCGUUGACGACCAGACAUGCUGCCAUAAAUUCGUCGUUGAGACAUUUGUGUUCUCGACGUUUUUUCUGUAUCUGUAAUGAGAUCGUAUUUAAUUAAUUAAAAUUGAUGUACGACGAGGAAUGUGUAAAAAAAAAGAAAAGAAAAAAAAAAAGAAGCAUCGAGAAAAAGAAAAAAAAAAUUUCUCUUCUUUUUUUUUCUUAUAUUCGUUUAACCUGUUUUUGGAUGAGCACCCGGUUGCAUAGUUUUUUCCAUAUUUUGUUUUUCAACAUCGCCAAGAGUCAAUCGAGAUUCUUGAAUUGCUCCAAAUACUAGAUCAUUUCCUUCGAUCAUGCUUUCGAAGCUUACGUCCUCCGAACGCAAUUGUUCCAGCUUCCUUUUAGUUUCCGCUUGUCUAGAACAUUAAGAAAAAUUAAAAUCUCUUUUUUCUUUUUUUUUUUUUUUCUUCCAUCAUCACACUUACCGUUUCUCAAUUCUUUCCUGUUCAGCCUUAGCUGCAUCCUCGUGCAAGUGUUCCAGAUACGAGAGAUAUCGAAAUUUUUGUAAAUAAUCGUCGUAUAAAAUUCUCAAUUCGGCUUCGAGUUUUUCAUAUUCCUCCAUGAAAGCAGGACGAACUUUUCUUAAAGUUUGUAGUCUCUUUUGAUUUCUUUCUAAUUCUGAUCGACGUCUUUCUAUUCUUGUGUCAAGACUUUGUUCUGUAUCCUUUAAAUAGAGAACAAGUAUUUAAAUAUAAAAGAUUAAAUGAAGAAAUAUUGGAAACAAAAAUUUAAUUGUCAUUAACAAUAAUAAUAUAUUGAUUGUAUUUAUUUGUUAAAAACAAUAAUUUAAUAUUAUUACAAAACGUAAAAAUAUAAUAAAAAUGCUAAGAAAAUUUCGCGGCCUUUUUACCUACGCCAUCUUGGAACAAGGUAAUAAUCGAAUCAAAACAUCAACUAAAAUU